Molecule: messenger RNA, 2911 nt
Organism: Peromyscus californicus insignis
Lineage: Eukaryota; Metazoa; Chordata; Mammalia; Rodentia; Cricetidae
Gene: Il5ra
Product: interleukin 5 receptor subunit alpha
Exons: 10
Coding region: 596-1831 (411 amino acids)
Biological process (GO): immunoglobulin mediated immune response; cytokine-mediated signaling pathway
Cellular component (GO): membrane; external side of plasma membrane
Molecular function (GO): protein binding; cytokine receptor activity
Source: RefSeq, a predicted model, not a curated record
AGUUCUUAAUUAAAUAAAAUAUUUUAUCUUGAAAGCAAAUCCUUUUGUUUUCUACUCAAAUACUUUAGGACAUGGCUCAUAAUGAAAUAUAAAUACAUUUUACAUCGUGAAUCAUUGAUCUUACAAACAAGUAGGUACUUUUAUGCAAUGGAAACCAGAUGUCCACGAGACAACUGUUUUCAUGUUUGACAUAUGCUGCCCCCAAACCCCGGUGUGUUCUUUUUAUCUUCUAUACUCCUGUGAAAAGAAAAGAAGAUGGAUUAGAAGUCCAGAAAUUGUUACCACAUCCCAUCCACUGAUUAUGAUGCUUACUGUGAAAAGUACACCUUUAACGAAUAACAAUAUGGUAGAUUGUUCAUAUCCAAUAAAACCAUGUGAAAGUUACAGGUAGUGCCUGGAUGAUGAACUAGCAAUCAUUUUAAAGAAACUUUUGCCAAAUUACUUCUGUAUCAUAUAUUCUAAUAAGCCACAACAAACCAGUAUGUUACUGAACAAAAUAAUUAAAAUCUGUUAAAGACUGGGAAUAUAGCUCACUGGUAACAUAUCUGUCCCAUAUUCCCUGGCCCUGAGUUGUACCCCCAGCACCAUACACAAAAUGGACAGUUUAACAUUGGAUCAUUUUUGUUUGUUGUUGUUUUUUGAAUCAAUAGUUUUACUUCGACCACCUGUCAAUUUUACCGUUAAAGCCAUUGGAUUAGCUCAAGUUCUUUUACACUGGGCCCCAAAUCCUGACCAAGAGCAAAGAACUACUGAUCUACAAUAUCAUGUGAAAAUAAAUGCUCCACAAGAAGAUGAGUAUAAUACCAGGAAGACUGAAAGCAAAUAUGUGGCCCCCCUUCAUGAUGGCUUUGCAGCUAGUGUGAGGAGCAUCCUAUGGAGAAGUCACUCUUUCCUGGCCAGCAGUUGGGUUUCUGCUGAACUCAAAGCUCCAUCAGGGUCUUCUGGAACCUCGGUUAUGAAUUUAACUUGUACCACAAACACUGUUGUGAGUAGUCACACCCACUUAAGGCCAUACCAAGUGUCUCUUCGCUGCACCUGGCUUGUUGGCAAGGAUGCCCCUGAGGACACACAGUAUUUCCUAUACUACAGGUUUGGUGUUUGGACUGAAGAAUGCCAGGAAUACAGCAGAGAUGCACUGGACAGAAAUACUGCAUGCUGGUUUCCCAGGACGUUUAUCAACAGCAAAGGGUUUGCGCAGCUUGCAGUGCAUGUUAAUGGCUCAAGCAAGCAUGCUGCAAUCAAGCCCUUUGAUCAGCUGUUCACUCCACAUGCCAUUGAUCAAGUGAAUCCUCCAAUGAAUGUGACAGUUGAGAUCGAAGAAACUUCUCUUUAUAUCCAGUGGGAGAAACCAGUUUCUGCCUUUCCAGUUCAUUGCUUUAAUUAUGAAUUGAAAAUCCACAACACAAAGAAUGGUUACUUUCAGAUGGAAAAACUGGCCACCAACAAAUUCGUCUCAAAAAUUGAUGAUGUUUCUACAUACUCCAUUCAAGUGAGAGCAAUUGUGAGCUCAUCUUGCAGAGUGUCUGGAAGCUGGGGCGAGUGGAGUCAGCCUAUUUAUGUGGGUGAGGAUGAGAAGAAACCCUUGGCAGAGUGGCAUCUUAUUGUGUUGCCAGCCACCGCCUGCUUCGUCUUGUUAAUCUUCUCACUUAUCUGCAGAGUGUGUCACAUAUGGAUCAAGUUAUUUCCACCAAUUCCAGCCCCUAAGAGUAACAUCAAAGAUCUCCUUGUGGUGACUGACUAUGAGAAAGCCACUUGGAAUGAAACCAAAAUUGAAGCUGUAAGUUGUGUGGAAGAGGCUGGAUUUGAAGUCAUGGAAAAUUCCAUGUUUUGAUGGUGUUCUGAAAAGAAUUCAUACAGGACUCCAUAAUAAAAGCAAGGACUAAUAUUUCUUGGCAAGAAGAAAUUUCGAAUGAAUACACAAUGCUCAAUUUGGUUACCAGGCAACAUAUCCAGACAUAUAUGAGUCUCCAGUGUCCCAUCUCUUAACUUGUACAAGCCUCAUCAAAACCUCUUUGCUCACAGUAGGACAAUGGAUUCAACAGAGCAGGGGACCUUGUUUCCCCACCCACAGUAUAUAAAGUAUCACCUGACCUGGUUAUACAGGCCAGCAUUUGCAAUUUGCAUGGCUCACCUUGAACAUUUUACACAGGAGACAGUUUUUCAAGCUAAUGUCAUGUGUUUACUUUGGUUUGAGCUGCCAACAGUAGCACUUUCAGCUACAGUGACAAGAAGAGUGGAGCCCAUCCAGAGUGAGCCCAAAUUCAAGACUGUCCUUUCCGCAGCAAGUGAGAGCCAUAACUUCAUGGUGCUUUUUCUUAUUGAGUUCUAGAAUACUUUUUUUUUUCAAGAACUGUGCCUGUGUGUUGGGGUGUGGGAUGAUGUAAAGUGGAGGUAGAAAUGAAGACUAUGUCCAGUUCUGUAUGUCUGUCCCAGUAAGCAUCUAAGGCAAACUACCUGAAAACAUGCACUAAGACAUCAUGCCUGGGGCUGAGGAGAUGGCUCAGUCAGACAGACCAGUGCUCGGUGAAGAAGCAUAAGGACCGGAGACUGGUCAACCAGCACCAAGGAAACAGAAACAAAACAGUGCAAGCAGCACGAGCCUGCGAUCCUAAUACUGGGAAAGACAAGAGGCUCCAAGGGAACUGUUGGCCAGUCAGUUUAGCAAAUGGGUGGUUUCUAGGUUCAGUAAGAGAUACUGUCUCAAAAAUGUAAGGUGGAAAGUGACUGGGGAGAACCCCUGGCACUUACCUCUGGCCUACAUACACAUGUACACAUGUGAAACCACACACAUGCACACACACUAAAAACAUCAUCAUCUAUUAAGAGAGAAGACAGGGGUUGUUUCCUAUAAGCCAUCCAUCUCAGUACACAUUACAAUGGUAUAGAAAUGUAUUCUCUCAAUAUCUUCUUA